AUGGUGUGCCUGGGUUCCCUCCUCCCCGUGGGCUCGCUCCUCCUCCUCCUCCUCCUCAGCCCUGAGGCCCGGGGAGAAUACGGCGUGGUUCGCGUCGUGUCAAAGAACUGGAGCAAGGACUACUGUGUCCUGUACAGCUCCGACUACGUCACCCUCCCCCGGGACCUGCACCGUGCCCCGCUCCUGCCUCUGCAUGACGGCACCAAGACACCAUGGUGUCCAGAUGAGGACCCCUUCCACCAGGCCCAGGACAGCUCCCCCAGACAGCGACCCCUCCACCAGACUACCACCGUGGUGAUGCGUGGCAACUGCAGCUUCUAUGCCAAGGGCUGGCUGGCUCAGGGCCAAGGCGCCCACGGGCUGGUCAUUGUGAGCCGGGCCAACGAUCAACAGUGUUCAGACACCAUCUCCAAGUCCCAGGACCCCAGCAAGCCCCGGCCUGCCCUCACUAUCCCAGUGGCUGUGCUCCGCUACACCGACAUGUUGGACAUCCUCAGUCACACUCACGGUGACACCAAUAUCCGCAUAGCCCUGUAUGCACCCCUAGAGCCCAUUAUUGACUAUAACAUGGUGGUUAUCUUCAUACUGGCUGUGGGCACUGUUGCUGUAGGUGGCUACUGGGCUGGCCUGAUGGAGGCAGACCGGCUGCAGAGGCGCCGGGCCCAAAGAGGAGGGGGGCUUGGUGAUCACAAUCCUCUACAAGCAACGGCAGCUGAAAGGUUCCAGAGGGCCCGGGAAGAUGAAGAUGAAGAGGAUGCGCCUGUGGAUUUCACACCAGCCAUGACGUGUGCUGUGGUCACCAUGUCCUGCUCCAUCAUGAUUCUGCUCUACUUCUUCUAUGACUGUUUUGUCUACGUCAUGAUUGGAAUCUUCAGUUUGGGCGCCAGUACCGGGCUCUACAGCUGCCUGGCACCCAUAGUGCGCCACCUGUCCCUAUGGCAAUAUGAAUGGGCACUGCCUGGACGCCGGACUUAUAUGAAGCUGCCAUUACUACUGCUGGCAGGCCUGUGCGUCAUGGUGACUCUCCUCUGGGUCGUCUACCGCAAUGAGGACCGCUGGGCAUGGCUCCUGCAGGACACCUUGGGUGUUGCCUACUGCCUUUUUGUCCUGAGGCGGGUGCGGCUGCCCACGCUCAAGAACUGCACCUCAUUCCUGCUGGCCCUGCUGGCCUUCGAUGUUUUCUUUGUCUUUGUCACACCCCUAUUCACCAAGACUGGUGAGAGCAUCAUGGUGGAAGUGGCAUCAGGCCCAGCAGAUUCUUUAAGCCAUGAGAAACUACCCAUGGUGCUCAAAGUGCCCCGGUUGAGAUUCUCAGCCUUGACAUUGUGUGACCAACCUUUCUCCAUACUUGGCUUUGGUGACAUUGUUGUCCCUGGCUUCCUGGUGGCCUACUGUCAUCGCUUUGAUGUGCAAAUCCACUCUCACCAGGUCUACUAUAUGGCCUGUACAAUGGCCUAUGCUGUAGGCCUGCUGGUCACCUUCGUUGCCAUGGUCCUCAUGGAGAUGGGACAGCCUGCUCUGUUGUACUUAGUGUCCAGUACCCUGCUUACCAGCCUUGCUGUGGCUGCCUGCCGCCGAGAGCUUAUGCUUUUCUGGACUGGCCAGGGCAGAGCCAAGAUACCUGCUGGGCCUGUGGCAGAGCCCUGUAUUGCUUCUGUGGUAAGCUCUAAGAGGAAGCUGGAGAGUAUGACAGAUUCCCAUAGAGCCAACGGGUUUGAGGAAGCCAUUGACCAAGAGUCAGGGGACUUAGUUAGCAACCCUAGGGAUGACAUGUCAGAGAUGGUCACCCUGUCUGAGGACGAUGUCACAAAUCCAGAGGACCACAGUGAAAGCUCUGAAGGCUGGAGUGAUGCCAACUUGGAUACCGAUGAACUACCCCCUGACUCCCCCAUGGCCCUGGAGGAGCUGAUGCCUCUGGCCAUGUUGAUACCACUCAUUCCACCAAUUCCACCCCCCUCAGAGUUGGGUCACAUCCACACCCAGGCUCAGGUUCAUGAUGCUGGCCUGCCCUGGAUGGGACUGCACAAAAGAAAGGGCUUCAAGGUAAAGAAGAGCAUGUCAACCCAAGCUCCCCUAUGA
Molecule: messenger RNA, 2079 nt
Organism: Cricetulus griseus (Chinese hamster)
Lineage: Eukaryota; Metazoa; Chordata; Mammalia; Rodentia; Cricetidae
Source: RefSeq, a predicted model, not a curated record